This is a messenger RNA of Zerene cesonia (dogface butterfly), 990 nucleotides long. RefSeq names its product eukaryotic translation initiation factor 4E type 2 (gene eIF4EHP). Lineage: Eukaryota; Metazoa; Arthropoda; Insecta; Lepidoptera; Pieridae. Bases 244 to 945 code for a protein of 233 amino acids. Gene Ontology annotation, molecular function: RNA 7-methylguanosine cap binding; translation initiation factor activity. Gene Ontology annotation, cellular component: eukaryotic translation initiation factor 4F complex; cytoplasm. Gene Ontology annotation, biological process: translational initiation. The transcript is spliced from 4 exons. The record is from RefSeq and is a predicted model, not a curated record.
GUCAUCUGACAGUUUGAAUUUUGAUGACGGAAAGAAAAAGGUUAAAUACAGAAAAAGAGGGAAUAGGCUGAUUAUGAUUAAUUGAGAGAAUAAAUUAAUUAAAUAAGUCCUAAAAUAGUAUAAUUAUAUUACGAAUUGUAUUAGUUAAAUUUAAAAAUACAGUCCUUAUAACAGAUACAUAAACUAGUGAGCAACGUGUCCUAGGUUAGGCCGUUAAAGGAAUCAUGUUAUUACUGGCGUAACAUGACAGAAAGGAAAAUGUGCAAAUUCUAUAAUUUAAAUGUGCCUGAGCGACGCGCUGUUGACAGUGGACUUCAAAAUCAUGGGGGCAACGAGGAGGAUGAUAGGAACCAAGACGACCCUAUGCAGCCUUACGUGCCUCCAAACGAGCACAAGCUGGAAUAUAGUUAUUGGAUGUGGUUCUCGAGGCGGCCGCCCGCCAGAGAACUAUCAGCAACAACAACUGGUUAUGGACAGGCUUUAAGAAUGGUAGGAUGUGUUGGUUCAGUGGAACAGUGGUGGGGUUUGUACACGCACCUAGCGAGGCCUCAUGAACUGCCGCCACUAUCUGACCUGCACCUGUUCAAACUGGGCAUUAAACCCAUGUGGGAGGAUCCGGCAAAUGUUAAUGGUGGCAAAUGGGUGGUGAGACUAAGAAAGUCGCAGACUGGUAGGGCCUGGGAGGACUUGUGUAUGGCGAUGUUGGGAGAACAGUUCAUGGUUGGCGCAGAGCUCUGUGGGGUUGUGCUCUCUGUUCGCUUUCAGGAGGACCACCUGGCCGUGUGGCACCGGACGGCGUCCGACAUAGCGGCGGCGGGGCGCGUGCGCGACGCGCUGCGGCGCAUCCUGCAGCUGCCGGCGACCGUGCCCGUCGAGUACAAGGCGCACGGCGACUGCCUGCGCGCCUCCGCCUCGCGCGCCGACGACCAGCCCGAGCGCACGUAGCGGCGCAACGCUUGCCCCACUCAAUUUUGCGACGCCCGGUUGCGG